This is a messenger RNA of Athalia rosae (coleseed sawfly), 1678 nucleotides long. RefSeq names its product nucleoside diphosphate kinase homolog 5-like. Gene Ontology annotation, biological process: GTP biosynthetic process; CTP biosynthetic process; negative regulation of oxidative stress-induced intrinsic apoptotic signaling pathway. NCBI's taxonomy places the organism in Eukaryota, Metazoa, Arthropoda, Insecta, Hymenoptera, Athaliidae. Gene Ontology annotation, molecular function: nucleoside diphosphate kinase activity. The record is from RefSeq and is a predicted model, not a curated record. Bases 579 to 1547 code for a protein of 322 amino acids. The transcript has 5 exons.
UAUCACAAAACCAAAAGAAUAAAAACAACAAAAAAGUCCGAUAAUGGGUAGAACUUCGACACCGUAUUAUAAUAUUUGGAUGGAACCACUUGAAUGUUGUCGCAGAAUUUUUCUCAGAAUUAUUGACUAUGUCUGAAUCGAUGAUAGAAUCAAUAAUUACCAACUGUAGAAGGCGCAUACAUGUUAUACGUCCUUGUCAAAAUUUAAGUCCUAUGAGCUAAAUUGGAAUUUGUACCAAAUUCAUCUGUGACGUGGAACUCGGUUUGAGAGAUUAUAGCGGAGGUGACGACUUUUAAUAAUGCAAACCAUGUAAUCGAGAUACAUGUAAUGUAAAAGACCGCCGUGUAAUCCCAGUAAUGAAAAUAAAUAAAUUGCGUUUCAACUGUUUCUUGUGAUCCCAAAUUUCAGUUAUAGAAUUGAUCAUCACUUGUCAAGGGAUUUGGCUUUCAUUGCAAAUUCUCAACGUCAUUGGGUAAUCCGAAGGAUAAGGUUAUUUGACUAACUAACUAUGGGUGGUGAAACGCUAACUGCCUGAAAUUCUAAACUCGUAUCCACUAAUUCGCUACUCUUUCCACGCGAUGUGUGACUGUCCGCAAGAUGAAAACGAUGAUCCAGACGAGAUCAAUCGCACGUCCGACGACCCCCGUUCAGGGGAUCACGUACAGCUUUUCAGCAGUUGCUCGGCUCCUUUCGAUUUCAGAGCUGCGACAACUAGUGGGCAGGUCACGUCGUCGAUCGGAUCGUCUCCAGACAUAACGGCCAACCGGUCAGACGACGAUAUUCCGACUGCAACCGAUUCCUCUAUCGACUCGUCGGGAGAAUACAAAUUCGCUGAUCCUCGGGACUUUGGCUAUCCCUACGGCGAGGAGGAAGCUCCCGAGUACCCGCUGAUAACAUGUAGAUCUCAAACGGAGGAGUCGAAAGAUGAUGAUCUGGAUAUCGAGUGUACCCUAGCUAUAAUCAAACCGGAUGCCAUGGUUCAUCGCGACGAAAUAGAAAACCGUAUUGUAGAACAAGGUUUCGAGGUCUACCAAACGCGAUGGGUUCAACUGACCCCCGAACAAGCUUCGGAUUUCUACAAGGAUUGUUACGGGCAACUGCACUUCGCUUAUUUGGUUACCUACAUGUCCUCAUCGCCCAUUCUGGUCAUGGUUCUGGCUAAACAACGGGGAGUAGAAGAAUGGAGGCUCGCGAUAGGACCCGCGAAGGUCUCCGAAGCUCGCCUUUACUACCCUGACACCCUGCGCGCGAUGUUUGGACGAUGUGGCGACGACGUCCAGAACGCCGUUCAUGGAAGUGCGAAUCUCGAUCAGGCGGAAAGAGAGAUCCAUUUUUUUUUCCCAGACUUCGUCGUAGAACCCUUGAUCAAGGGUGAAAUGGCGUCUGACUACCUUUGGGAAGCGAUCAAUGAAACUCUGCUCGAAGGACUGACGUUGUGCUGCAAAAGAAAACCAUCCGACCCUAUUCUCUGGCUAGCAAAUUGGCUGAUCCUCAACAAUCCAAAUCAACCAAAACUGCCCGAAGACAUAGCGAUGAUACACUCUUAACCAUGCGUGAAAUUAUCCAUACACCGGCUCUUUUUUUAGAAAAAAACGCGUCGCGGUUGACAUUUUUCUUUUUUGUCGUUCGUCAAUCGUAAUAAUUAAACUCAAACAUCGACUCACCGAUGUUGGUCCGU